Lampris incognitus (smalleye Pacific opah) is the source of this 3177-nucleotide messenger RNA. RefSeq names its product toll-like receptor 7 (gene tlr7). The record is from RefSeq and is a predicted model, not a curated record. Gene Ontology annotation, biological process: canonical NF-kappaB signal transduction; defense response to virus; positive regulation of interleukin-6 production. The transcript has 2 exons. Gene Ontology annotation, cellular component: plasma membrane. NCBI's taxonomy places the organism in Eukaryota, Metazoa, Chordata, Actinopteri, Lampriformes, Lampridae. Gene Ontology annotation, molecular function: protein binding; pattern recognition receptor activity.
AUGUGAACUGCUGUGAUAAACCUUGUUUGUGUGGCACUGAUCAGUCUGUGGUGUCAUUUCUCCAUAUCAAGAGCGGGUAGCUUUUACCCGAAAACCCUGCCGUGCGAUGUUAGCACGGACAACAGGAGCAGAGCCGUCAAGGUGGACUGCACCGAGAGAGGCCUCAAAGGUGUCCCGAGCGGUAUUCCGAGUGAUGCUACCAAUCUGACACUCACCAUCAACCACAUUCCUGAGUUAAACUCCAGUUCCUUUCGGGGUCUGGGUAAUCUUACCGAGAUUGACAUGCGGUGUAACUGUGUGCCCAUAAAAAUUGGCCCCAAGGAUAAUAUAUGCACCAAGAGUGUGACGAUUAAAGAAAACACCUUCACAAGCCUGAGAAAGCUUCGAUCACUAUAUCUGGAUGGCAACCAGCUGCACAGCAUCCCCACAGGCCUGCCUCCAAAUCUGAUCCUGUUGAGCCUGGAAGUGAAUCAUAUCUAUUAUAUUUCGAAGGACAACCUCUCCAACAUCAGGAGCGUAGAGAUCCUUUACCUCGGGCAAAACUGCUACUAUCGUAACCCGUGUAACGUCUCUUAUGAAAUAGAAGAGGGGGCAUUUUCACAGCUUACGAAUAUGUCACUGUUAUCUGUCAAGUCAAAUAACCUGUCCUACAUCCCACACCAACUGCCCACCAACCUGAAAGAGUUGUACCUCUAUAACAACAAGAUCGAAGAAGUCACCGACGAGGAUUUUCAAAAUUUAACCAAUUUAGAGAUCCUAGAUGUCAGCGGAAAUUGCCCACGUUGUUACAAUGCCCCAUUUCCAUGUGUCCCGUGCCCACACAACUCUCAGCUAAAGAUCCACAAAGGAGCUUUUAAAACUUUGACCAAACUUCAAAUCUUGCGUCUGCACAGUAACUCCCUGUCGCACGUGCUCUCUGAAUGGUUUGAAAACUCAAAGGGGCUGAGGGUCCUGGAUCUCUCCACAAACUUUUUAGCGAGCGAGAUUGCAUCCACUUACUUCCCAAUAGCUCUCCCCAGUCUAGAAGAGCUGGACCUCUCAUUCAAUUAUGAGCUUCAGAGGUACCCAGCCAUGCUCAAACUAAGUCCGAGUUUCUCCCGCCUCAAAUCCCUGAAAGUGCUCCGACUCAGAGGCUUCGUUUUCCAGAAGCUGACAUCGCAGAGCAUCCAUCCCCUCAUUGCCCUACCGAACCUCGAGGUCGUAGACCUGGGAACCAACUUCAUAAAAAUGACCAACCUCAGCAUCCUAAUGCAGCUGAAAAGCUUCAAAAUCAUCAAUCUGUCCGACAACAAAAUAUCCUCCCCUUCUGAAGGGCAAGAAUAUGUUGGAUUCUCCGGAACGAAGGCCUACGAUGGCUCACCCAUGUCUGAUGCUGUUCACUAUCAAAGCACAGGUAGUGAGGUGAGAGAGAUUCAUUAUUUUAGAUAUGAUGAAUAUGCACGCAGCUGCAAAUACAAAGACAAGGAACUUGGAGUUGUUACAUCCUUUAUCAAUAAGCAGUGCAGUCAGUUUGGGAAAACUCUGGAUCUAAGCAGGAAUAACAUAUUCUUCAUCCCUUCAAAAUUUUUAAAUCUGGGUGAGCUGAGAUGCCUCAAUCUAUCAGGAAAUGCAAUGAGCCAAAGUCUGAAUGGCUCUGAAUUUACUCAUCUAACUAAUUUACAGUAUCUGGACUUCUCGCAGAAUCGUCUGGACCUGCUUUAUUCUUCCGCAUUUCAGGAACUGAAAAAUCUUGUCAUUUUGGACAUAAGUACCAACAACUACUAUUUUGAAUCUGAGGGUUUGACUCACAUGCUCAACUUCACCAGAAAUCUACCAAAUCUAAAGAUUUUAUUAAUGAACCACAAUAAGAUCUCUACUUCCACUAACACAGAGCUGGAGAGUCUCUCUCUGGAGAGACUGGAGUUCAGAGAUAACCGUUUAGAUAUGCUGUGGAGAGAUGGUGAUAAGAGAUACAUCAAUUAUUUCAAAAAUCUGGUUAAUCUGAGUGUUCUUGAUAUCUCUCAUAAUAAUCUCCAUUUCAUCCCCAAGGACGUUUUCAGCAGCCUGCCAGGCAAACUGGCUGAGCUCUACCUCAAAAACAACAAACUUAAGUUUUUUGCUUGGGGGGAGUUAGCAUAUCUGCAUUCUUUGGAGGUCCUAGAUCUCAGCGGUAAUGGUCUCACUGCUGUUCCCCGUAUGCUUUCCAACUGCAGCAAAUCUCUCAAGAAGUUCAUCUUGCAUAAAAACCGCAUUGUGAAGCUUUCCCUAGAUUUCCUCAAAGACGCCUACAGCCUAAAACAUCUGGAUCUCAGUUUUAACAGCAUUCGGUACAUUGAAAAAUCUAGUAUUCCAGAUGACAUCACCGAUAAGAUGGACAUGCUGCUCCUGAACAACAAUCGAUUCCAGUGCACAUGCAAUGCCACUUGGUUCAUCAUGUGGCUCAACAGCACCAAGGUCACCAUCCCCAAACUGGCCACAGACGUGACUUGCGCUGCCCCUGGGGCACACAGAGGUCAUUCUGUCGUAUCAGUGGACGUGCUGGCCUGCCAGUAUAACUAUCUGUCAAUCAUACUCUUUAUCCUAAUCACUUCCCUCAUUCUCAGUUUCCUCACCCUGUCCAUCUCCAGCCAUCUCUUUCUCUGGGAUGUGUGGUACAUCUACCACUUCUGCCGGGCCAAGCUGAAGGGCUACAGCCGCCUGUCAUCCCAGAGUGCCGUCUACGACGCCUUUGUGGUAUACGACAAAAAGGACCCCGCGGUGUCGGAGUGGGUGACGAAGGAGCUGUGCAUUCACCUGGAGGAGAGAGGAGAUCACCAUCUGACGCUGUGUUUGGAGGAACGAGACUGGAUCCCGGGAUGUCCCCUGAUCGACAACCUCUGCCAGAGCAUCCACCAGAGCAAGAGGACCGUGUUCAUCUUAACCAACAGCUACAUAAAGAGCGGCAACUUCAAGAUGGCCUUCUACAUGGCUCACCAGAGGCUGAUGGAUGAAAAGAAUGACGUCAUAGUUUUGAUCUUCUUGGAGAAGGCGUCCUCCCACUCAAAGUACCUGAAUCUACGGAAGAGGCUGUACAAGCGGUCGGUUCUGGAGUGGCCGACAAACCCUCAAGCCCAGCGGUACUUUUGGUUCAGCCUGAGAAGUGUGUUGGCCACUGAAGGUCACAAACAAUACAGUAAUCUUUUCAAGGAAACACUGUGA